This is a messenger RNA of Aspergillus puulaauensis, 1728 nucleotides long. RefSeq lists its product as uncharacterized. Gene Ontology annotation, molecular function: oxidoreductase activity; FAD binding. The record is from RefSeq and is a predicted model, not a curated record. The transcript has 3 exons. NCBI's taxonomy places the organism in Eukaryota, Fungi, Ascomycota, Eurotiomycetes, Eurotiales, Aspergillaceae. The coding region runs from base 1 to 1728 and encodes 575 amino acids.
AUGUCACUCAAGUUCCUAAUCGUGUCCGUGUCCCUCCUCUCCCCUGCCCUUGGCCUGGUUCCUCGCCAGUCGACCUCGUGCAGAGCGAUACCAGGGGACCCUGGAUGGCCCUCUACCUCUGCUUGGGAUGCUCUCAACAGCACCGUCCACGGCCGCCUCAGUGCUACAGUUCCCCUUCCCAGCGUCUGCCAUGACCAGCCCUUCGGAGGGUACAAUGAGGACGCGUGCACUGCGAUCAAGGCCGCAUGGCUUGACGAUACAACCUUUCUGAGCAAUGCAGCCGAAAUCAUGAACCCAGGCACCCAGAAUUACUCCUGUGUCCCGUUUUCCUCUCCCUCGCAGUCCUGUGCAAUGGGCAAUUACGCCAGUUACUCGAUCAAAGUCACCGGCGCAGAAGAUGCUAUUGCGGGAAUUAAAUUCGCACGCCAGAAUAAUAUCCGGCUGGUGAUUAAGAACACUGGUCAUGAUUUCUCUGGAAAGUCCACGGGGACCGGGGCACUCUCCCUAUGGACACACCACUUGAACACGACCGAGAUCAUACCCUCGUACAAAAGCACUGCGUACACUGGACCAGCUGCGAAACUGGGAGCCGGUGUUAUUUCAGGUCGCGUCUACCAAGUUGUCGCCGAGGCAGGCUACCGGAUCAUGGGAGGGACUUGCCCAACCGUCGGUCUUGCUGGAGGAUACACUUCGGGUGCUGGGCAUUCUCUGCUCAACGGCGCAUAUGGAAUGGCGGCAGAUGCGGUCCUUGAAUGGGAGGUCAUUACAGCGCAGGGAGAGCACGUCAUUGCCAGUCAGUCCAACAACACUGAUCUCUACUGGGCUCUGAGUGGCGGCGGUCCCGGCACCUUCGCUGUCGUCCUCAGCAUGACUACCAGGAUCUUCCCCGAUGGCCCAAUUGGAAGUGGAAUCCUGCUCUUCAAUAUCACCUCAGACAAUACCGAGCAAUACUGGGGUGCGAUCGAAGAUCUCUGGGCGUUUUUGCCUGACUUUGUCGACGCUGGCCCGAAUACGUGGGACUUUGCCCUAACUCCCACGGGCUUCCAGGCAUAUGCCAUCACCGUCCCGAACCAGAACGGCACCCAGGUGAAGAGCCUCCUACAGCCAUGGCUAGAUGCUGUCACCAAGCGCGGUAUCAAAUACUCUUACAUUCCCACAGACUCGUCAAGCUACCUGGAAUACUUCUCCAGCCGAUUCGGGCCUGGAAUUGCCGGUGCAGGACCAGCAACCGUCCAGCUUGCCUCGCGUCUGAUCCCUCGUGCAGCCAUGUCCAACUCCACCGAAACCAAGGCCAUCGUGAACGCACUCCGAGCUAUCGUCGAAGAAGGCGAGAACCUCCAACUAGGCUGCCACGCCCUCAACGUCGGCAACAUCGAGCACCCCGACAACGCCGUCCUGCCAGCCUGGCGCAACGCAAUCGCGACCUGCAACAUUGUCAAUUACUGGGACUGGAACAUCACCGCUGCAGAGAUGCAGUCUCGCAAGGACCUGCUGGUGGACCACCUCAUCCCGCAGCUUGAGGAGGCCACUCCGGGGGCAGGCACCUAUCUUAACGAGAUCGACGCCCAGUGGAAGGGCGACUGGAUCACGGAGCUCUACGGAGAGAACUAUGAUCGUUUGCUCGAGAUCAAACACAAGUAUGAUCCCGAGCACACGUUCUAUGCUAGGACUGCCAUCGGGAGUGAUUCGUGGUUUGCGGAUGAGGAUGGUCGUCUGUGCAGGGCAUAA